GUGUGGAAGUGUGUGAGUGUUUGCGUAUCACUACGUUGGCUCUUCUCCCAGAAACAUUUCUGGAGCUGGGAAUUUUCAAAUUUGGGAACAUUUCGGGAUUUCUUCAAGAGAAGUUUUCACUGAAUCCGCCGGUGAAAAGCAGCAGUGUGAUCGGGCGUCAUGACGACAGAGGUGGGUUCAGAGCCGGAGGUAAAGAAGGAGCCGGAGAAGUGCUCGGAGGAGCCGCAGGCCGAGCAGCAGGCCGAGCAGCAGGCCGAACCCAGCGAGAGUGAGCCGAACCCGGGCGCUGACCCUGAGCCUGCCCCCGACAACCCCACCAGCCCCGACAACCCCACCAGCCCUGACAACCCCACCAGCCCUGACAACCCCACCAGCCCUGACAACGAGGAGAACGCGGAGGCGGAGCCUGCAAGCCCGCCCCCGUCCAGCGGGCAGAAGAAGGAGAAGGGCAUCUCUCGCUUUCUGCCUCCAUGGCUUAAACGACAGAAGUCCCACAGCCAGGUGGAGCCCAAAGAAAGCUCCACCCCCAGCGACACACCCAGCCAACCGCUGACCGAGACGCAGGAAGAGGCGGAGAAAGGACAGGAAGAGGCACAGAAAGGAAAGGACGAGACGGGAAAAGCACCAGAGGAGGUGGAGAACGGACCGGAAGAGGUGGGAAAAGGGCAAGAAGAGGCGGGGCCAAAGGAAGAGGCAAAGGCAGCGUCUCCAGUCGUAGAGCAGCCACUGGAAGCGAAGGAGGUGAAAGAGGAGGUGAAGGUAGAGGAGGUGCAAGCAGAGAAUAACUCCGUUGGCAGCGUGGAAACGCAGCCCGUGAAGGAGGAGAAGGAGGGAGAUUCGGAGGAGAAGAAGGGAGAGAAAGGAGCAGAAGAGGCGCAGGAGAGCGGCGGUCUGUCUCCUCUGAAACUGGGAAAGAAGAUGAAGAUCGUGGUGUGUCAUGUGACCCUGCUGGACGGCACCCAGUUCUCCUGCGAAGUGGAGAAACGGGCGAAGGGUCAGUUCCUGUUCUUUAAGGUCUGUGAGAAUCUGAACCUGUUGGAGAAGGAUUACUUCGGCCUGAGCUUCAAAGACCACGCUGACCAGAGAUGCUGGCUGGAUCCCACUAAGGAGAUCAAACGGCAGAUCCGCAAUUCGCAGUGGCAGUUCUCCUUUAAUGUGAAGUUUUACCCCCCGGACCCCUCUCAGCUGGCUGAAGAUAUAACCAGGUAUCUACUGUGUCUGCAGCUGAGGCAGGACGUGUCCUCGGGCCGCCUGCCCUGCUCGUUCGUGACCCACACUCUGCUGGGCUCGUACACGCUGCAGGCCGAGCUCGGAGAUUACGACCCCGAGGAACAUCGCCUGGACAGCAUUGCCGACUUCCAGUUCGCUCCAAACCAGACCAAGGAGCUGGAGGAGAAAGUGGUGGAGCUCCACAAAUCACACAGGGGAAUGACUCCAGCUCAGGCUGAUGUUCAGUUUUUGGAAAAUGCCAAGAAGCUCUCCAUGUACGGCGUCGACCUGCACCAUGCGAAGGACUCUGAGGGAGUGGACAUCAUGUUGGGAGUGUGUGCUAACGGCCUGCUGAUCUAUAAGGACCGUCUGAGGAUCAACCGCUUCGCCUGGCCGAAAAUCCUCAAAAUCUCCUACAAACGCAGCAACUUCUACAUCAAGAUCAGACCGGGAGAGGCGGAGCAGUUUGAGAGCACAGUUGGAUUUAAGCUACCCAAUCAUCGCGCUGCCAAGAGGGUCUGGAAGGUCUGCGUGGAGCAUCACACCUUCUUCAGGUUGACGAACCCGGAGCAGCCCGUCAAGUCGAAGUUCCUGACUCUGGGCUCGAAGUUCCGCUACAGCGGCCGAACGCAGGCUCAGACGCGGCAGGCCAGCUCUCUGAUCGACCGGCCGGCGCCGUACUUCGAACGGACCUCCAGCAAACGCAUCUCACGCAGCCUGGACGGAGCUCCAGUGGUCAGUGUGAGUGACCAUGCCCUCCAGCAGGACUCCGCCCACAUCCCAGGCUCCGGAGAGGCCGGCCAUGACGCCGCCCUGGAGCUGUCCGAUUCUAAGAGUCCACAGGUGGAGGAAGGGGCGGAGCCUGGAGAGGGCGCGGCCGCUGCCGUCACAGCCGAGCCGCCGUUUGAGACUGGAAACGAAGGGGCUGAUUCCUCUGACCCCAAGAGCAAGCUGAGAGUGCAGGGAGAGAAUAUAUAUGUGAGACAUAGCAAUCUAAUGCUGGAGGAUCUGGAUAAGACUCAGGAGGAUGUUUUGAAGCAUCAGGCUAGCAUUAGCGAGCUAAAGCGCAGUUUUAUGGAGGCGGCUCCAGAGCCUCGGCCCAGUCAGUGGGAAAAGCGUCUGACGGGCAGUCCCGCUACCAGCCUGCGGCUGCAGGCGCAAGGGAGUUUAGAAGAGGAGUUAACCUCUCUGUUUUUGAGUAAAGCCUGUUUCUCUGGCCUGGCUGGCCCCUGCAGUACCGCUGUGGCUCCAGCAGAGGGCGCAGUUACAGCAGCCUCUGAGAAAACCAACGCCCACCUCGAGAGUGCCCCGUCAGACAGCGGAAACGUCGGCCAGAGCGCGGAGGACAAACCGAUAGCCGAGCUUAACGGUCAGCCCGAGGUCGUAGAGGUCGUGGAAGAGACCGUCGUUAUCGAGGAAGUCAUCAAAGCCGCGAAGCCCAAAACCUCCACCUCUGAGGCGCCGGCCGCCGUAACCGCGGCAACAGAGAGAGCGCCGGAAGAGAAGGAGGAAGAGAAGAGCGCGUCUUCGGACAGCGAGAGCGAGGAAGAGGCGGAGUUUCACCCUCAGAGCCCCUCAGACUCCGCCCACCUCAUCAAAGAAGAGCCCGACGAGGAGCACGAGCUGAUAAAAGAGGCUCCGCCCACUGAGACAGAGCCGCAGCCAAUCAGGGAGGCCGAAACGAUUGACGUCGUGAGCAAAGAGGAGGCGGUUGUCGAGCAACAGGAAGAGGAGGCAUCAGGAGAUGAAGUGCUGGUGACUCCAGACGAAGCGCCCAAUGGCCACGCCCUCGACGGCGAGGAAGCCCCGCCCACACUGGGUGCUGUUGCUGAGGAAGAGGAGGAGGCGGAGCCUUGCGUUGUCAACGGCGACGCGUCUCACGUGGAAACGGAGCGCGUGCCACAGGUGAUCUGUUGCUCGGAGCCCCCCGUGGUGAAGACAGAAAUGGUGACCAUUUCGGACACGUUUGCAGCUCAGAAGACAGAGAUCGCCACCAAGGAGGUUCCGAUCGUUCACACAGAAACCAAGACCAUCACUUACGAAGCUGCCCAGCUGGACGGUACUGGAGACGGAGAGCCAGGCGUUCUAAUGACCGCCCAGACCAUCACCUCAGAGUCACUGUGCACAACUACAACCACACACAUCACCAAGACACUAAAAGGCGGCCUGUCGGAAACUCGGAUUGAGAAGCGCAUCGUCAUCACGGGCGACUCGGACAUCGACCAUGACCAGGCCUUGGCCCAGGCCAUAAAGGAAGCCAAAGAGCAGCACCCGGACAUGUCCGUCACCCGCGUGGUCGUGCACAAGGAGACCGAGCUGGCCGAGGAUGACGAGUAGAGGAGAGAGCUGAAGCCCACGAGGUUCAUCUUUCGUUUCGUCCAGACGGACCUGUUCCCUUCUGUUCUCUACGCGAGUAAACGAGUGUUCGUCUCUCGGGACGGAGGACGAGAGAAGACCUCGGCGUCGGCGCCUCGGACACCUGCAUUCGUUAUUGUUCAGAAACCAGAACCACUUAGCUAACAUUUUUUGUAGCGUGUUUAUUAUUGAUGUUUUUAUUCCCCAAAAGGUUGUCCAGUGUUUAUUAAGAACAGAUAGCGUUUGCUCUACGUUUUUAUUGUUAAGUAGUGAUUCACAUUCCUAGCACGUACAAAGGGGGGAAGAUCCGGAGAGCUAAAACGAUGAAUUUUUACAAUCCAGUCGUAACGGAUUUCUCUUAGUUAUGGAUGAACACUUUGUAAAAACUAGGUGGGCAGUCUAUAUACAUAUAUAAAAUGAUUUGAUGUAUGAUCUCGGACCAUUUUAUAAAGGGGAUAGGGAGGGUUUAAUGUCAGUUAGGAGAGGGGCGGGACUGCUGUUACCAGUAUAAAGUUUAGAAGAUUAACUUGGUAAUCUCUUCGUAAGGGACCAGCGUGGGACAGCGUUAUUUCCUUCACUAGCACAACAGUGCCAAUACUUCCUCUAUGCAGUCAAACAAACAAAUAAACAAACAAACAUUCCACCACUGGGAGGUGCACUUCGUCUACCUCUCGUAGGGAACUUAAAACUCCAAUACAAACUACACUACAAAAGAAAACUUAAACUCUGGGCAGCUUUUGAAUACAUUUUUGCUUUUCCUACACGACUUUCUGGCUCCAAUAAUCAGAAAUAUUUGUAUUUUUUUUUCUCUGAUAUUUUAAUUCUGUGUCUCGUCUGUAAAACCGAUGAUUUUAGUUGAUUCUUUUCUGAAUGAGGUGGGUUUGUUUGCCCCUUUUACAUAUUUUUAAUAUAUUUCCGUCAGAUUUUUUUUCUUUGACUAAAAGGAAAAAAUGAAUUUGCCACAAUGGAAUCUUUUACAUGUAGAUAAGUAAAAUGAAUGAAGCUCCUCCCACUCUGGCCUACUGCCAUGCGGCCUCUCUCUCUCUCUCUUUCUCUUCUUUCUCUCUUUCUCUCUCUCACACUCUCUCUUUGCCGCUGACUAAAGAAGGCGCCCGUCUGACCCCCUUCGUUUUAGCAGCUUGGAUAAAUGUGUUGUGUUUUUGGCCCCGCCCACCUACCGCCACUCCCUGUCCUCUCUUUGUGUAACACUGUUGAAAUAAAGUUUGUUUAUUCUCUAA
Molecule: messenger RNA, 4802 nt
Organism: Colossoma macropomum (tambaqui)
Lineage: Eukaryota; Metazoa; Chordata; Actinopteri; Characiformes; Serrasalmidae
Gene: epb41l2
Product: erythrocyte membrane protein band 4.1 like 2
Exons: 25
Coding region: 160-3546 (1128 amino acids)
Biological process (GO): cortical actin cytoskeleton organization
Cellular component (GO): cytoskeleton; plasma membrane
Molecular function (GO): structural molecule activity; actin binding
Source: RefSeq, a predicted model, not a curated record